This is a messenger RNA of Aspergillus candidus, 2252 nucleotides long. RefSeq names its product putative neutral amino acid permease. Gene Ontology annotation, molecular function: amino acid transmembrane transporter activity. The coding region runs from base 336 to 1841 and encodes 501 amino acids. Lineage: Eukaryota; Fungi; Ascomycota; Eurotiomycetes; Eurotiales; Aspergillaceae. Gene Ontology annotation, cellular component: vacuolar membrane. The transcript has 5 exons. The record is from RefSeq and is a predicted model, not a curated record. Gene Ontology annotation, biological process: amino acid transmembrane transport.
UUUCCCUUCUCACCCAAAUCACUUCAUCUGAAACUCUCCGGGUCGCUUCGCUGUCUACCUCCUCCCCGUCCCCUCACCCGUUAUCGUCGUUGGGAUUCCACCUCCCUGCCAAUUUAAGAGGGCAAAAAGAAGAACGAAAAAGCGACAGAGGCCGUUCAUUUGGUCGACCUCUCCUCGAUAAAGAUAGUAGUUAAUAUCCAGCUGGUUCCAUACCUCAUUGUUGUUCGCCGUUUCUCGACAGAUCAGAAGCAGUACAUGCAUCCGACGGUCUGCGACGUCUCUGUCUUUUUGUACUCCACCGUCUCCUUCCACCUGCGGUUUGUCCGCUCGUUAAAAUGGCGGCGUCAGAACCCAAGGGCGAAGACCAGCGCUCUCAUACCUCGGAGCGCCUGUCUUCCUCCGCCUCCGAGAAUGGUGACCCGCCGCUGUGCAAGUCUAAGCUAGAUCCCGAAAGUCAGAUCCCCCAGGGUGCAAUCAAUUCCGAUUCCGAGUCCGGGGAUGUCGGCCGUCAGAUUGAGCUGGAGGCCGGUAACUCUAUCAAAUACCGGACCUGUAGCUGGCAAAAGACUGCAGCGCUGCUGUUUUCCGAAUAUAUCUGCCUCGCCAUGAUGUCGUUCCCGUGGUCGUAUUCCAUAUUGGGGUUGGUGCCGGGGCUGAUUUUGACCGUCUUUGUCGCGGGUGUGGUGCUCUACACGUCCCUGAUCAUCUGGCGAUUUUGCCUGCGUCACCCCGAUGUCCGUGACGUGUGUGACAUUGGGCAGUAUCUCUUCUGGGACUCGAAGAUCGCUUGGUAUUUCACCGCCAUUAUGUUCUUGCUGAACAAUACCUUCAUUCAGGCAUUGCACUGCUUGGUCGGCGCCGAGUGGUUCAAUACGGUCACUGGUCACGGAACCUGCACCAUCAUCUUUGCUCUGGUGACGGCCAUCAUCUCCCUGGUCUGUUCGCUGCCGCGGACGUUCAGCACCCUGUCCCAGAUCGCCACUUUCUCGGCAUUUUUCACCUUCAUUUCCGUGCUGCUGGCCAUGAUCUUCGCGGGCAUCGAGGGCAAGCCAGCCCGUUACAACGAUAAGGAUGGCCCUCCCGUCUUCUUGGCCUUUCCCGCCCCUGGGACGACCUUCGUUCAGGGUCUCAAUGCUUUUUUGAAUAUCAGCUACACCUUCAUCGGUCAAAUCACGCUCCCCAGUUUUAUUGCGGAGAUGAAGGAGCCCCGGGACUUCUGGAAGUCCGUCACGGCCGUCACCAUCGCGGAGAUCAUUCUUUUCAGCCUCGUCGGAUCCAUCGUCUAUGUGUACACCGGAAACCAGUACAUGACGACCCCCGCCUUCGGCUCUCUGGGCAAUGAGAUAUAUAAGAAAGUGUCCUUCUCCUUCAUGGUACCGACCCUCAUCUUUCUGGGUGUGCUGUAUGCCUCCGUGUCGGCCCGCUUCAUCUUUUUCCGCAUCUUCGAUGGCACCCGCCACAAGGGCAAUCAUACGGUAAUCGGAUGGGCCACCUGGACGGGGAUCCUGGCCGUCCUGUGGAUACUUGCCUUCGUCAUCGCCGAGGUGAUCCCUUUCUUCCCGGACCUGCUCUCCAUCAUGAGCUCCCUGUUCGAUUCAUUCUUCGGCUUCAUCUUCUGGGGCGUCGCUUACAUCCGUAUGAGACGAGCCGAUCACGGACCCGACUUUUACCGGAAGCGUGGCAUCCGCGGCUGGGUCGGUCUCAUUGUCAAUGUAUUUUUAAUUGGCGUUGGGUUUUUCUUCUUGGGUCCCGGAACCUACGCUUCCGUGAUGGCAGUGAUCCUGAACUACCGAGCAGGAACUGUCGGCGGCCCCUUCUCAUGUGCUGAUAAUGGUUUGUAAUGAUGCCCCUGACGAUGUGAUGUUAUUCUUUCUGUUCUGUCUGUCUUGUUAUCGUUUCUUAUCUUGCGUUCCAUUCUCCUUCCACGUUCGGGAUGGGUUGAUGGAGGUGUGGAUCGUCCACCGGACGGAGGCGCCCUGGAGAUUCUGUUCGCCUGUUCAAGAUCGUGUCCAAGAUACGACGAUCUGUGUGCGCGUUCUUUUCUAUGUAACCGGUGCUUUUUACCACAGCCCGCAACCCUCCUCCCCAACCCAGGUGGGGAGGGUCCCAUUGGAUACCAUAUACCCGUUGGUCCCCGCGAUGUAAGCUUUUACUUUCCAUGGUGAUGAAUACCACGAAAGGGCGAACACGCUUUGAGAGACCAAAACCAAUGCAACCGACCCAUCUGUCGACCACGCAUGCCAUGCUCUUGG